UUAUACUUGUUGCCACCCAUCAAAAAACCAGUAUUCCAAUCGACGCUAACAUUAACAAGGAACCCCUGUGCGGUCAUAGAACUAUCAAGGCCAAAGGAUGGAAUUAUCACCAGGGCCCUGAAUGGCUUUGGAUCACCGGCUACUUCCUCCGUGCAUAUUUCCACUUUGAUACCCAAGUUGGGCGCGGAAAAAAUGAUCCAAACGAAACAGUUCACGCCAUCACUCGACAUCUCCUUCCACAUCGCUCAAUAAUCGAGACAAGUCCUUGGGCCGGUUUGCCCGAAUUGACAAAUAAAGAUGGAGCAGAAUGUCCAUUUGCGUGUCCUACUCAAGCAUGGUCAUCUGCGACAUUGUUAGACCUGUUCGAUGACAUAAGAAAACUUGAGAUUUCCAUGACCACAUAA
Molecule: messenger RNA, 404 nt
Organism: Acaulospora colombiana
Lineage: Eukaryota; Fungi; Glomeromycota; Glomeromycetes; Diversisporales; Acaulosporaceae
Source: the annotation of a GenBank genome assembly